CCGGGCUAGACACACACACCCCUCCGUACGGAUCCGAACAGAUCUCCGAACAGACCUCCGAAUGGGGUCUCCGAACGCGAUCCAACAUUUCGGAGCCUGCAGAACAGGCCCAGUUCGCUAACCUGAAUACGGACCCGAAUAGUAGGUCAGUUCGUCAACUUGAAGACGGUUUCACGUUUGGCAUACGGAGUCAGCAUGGAUCCGAUGAGCCUCGAGAUACAGCGAGCAGGGGCGUGGGAGCAUGACACGAUUCUCGUCCCAUUCAUCCAGAGCGCGAUUCGCGUCGUGAGAAAGCGAGUUAACAUAUAUUCAAUCUGAUCUGUAUUCUCUAUGUUGGCGCGAUAGGUUGGAUCUGGCUACAGAAGCUGUUCCUCGCAGUCGCACCGUUCCAACACCUCCGCCAUGGCUGGCCAACUAGUUACCCGGGCGGGCGCUCUUCUGCUCUCUACUCUGGCUGUUGCCAAUGCAGUGGACCCCCAGCCUAAUUGCAGGCACAUUCCCGGAGACGCUGGCUGGCCUUCAUUGCGCAAAUGGGCGCAGCUGAACGAGACGGUGGGCGGCCGGCUGAUCAGCACUAUUCCUCAGGCGCACGUCUGCCACGACGAGCCCUUCGGGCAGUACAACAAGACGGCGUGUGACGAGUUAAGUGCCGAGUGGAACUUCAGAUAUUGGAAGUUCACCGUGUGGGAGAUGGGCCAGACCCAUGUGACCAAGGCCUCUGAGAUCUUGAAUCCCUACUACCAGAACGCGUCGUGCGACCCCUUCACGCCGCGGGAGCAACCCUGCGAGCUCGGCAACUAUGCCGUCUACUCUAUAAACGUCACGGGCGUCGACGAUGUGCGUGCCGGCCUCGAGUUUGCCCGGAAAAACAACGUCCGGUUAACAAUUAAGAACACCGGUCAUGAUUACCAUGGAAGGUCUAGCGGUCAAGGCAGUCUCGCCCUAUGGACAUACAACCUGAAGUCGGCUGAGGUGAUUGAUCGCUAUGAGAGCCCGAUGUACACUGGCCCGGCUGCCAAGCUCGGCGCUGGCAUGGGUGUGGGCGAGUCCUACAUGGCUGUCCACGCGAAGGGAUACCGCAUCGUCGGCGGCGAGUGCGGGACGGUGGGCGUUGCUGGCGGCUACUCUCAGGGCGGCGGCCACUCCGUCCUUGCUAGCAAGAACGGAUUAGGAGCCGACCAGGUCCUCCAGUGGGAAGUCGUCACUCCGACUGGCGAACACCUAUUCGCCACACCCGAGAAGAACUCGGACCUCUACUGGGCGCUGAGCGGUGGCGGCGGCGGCACGUACGGCGUCGUGCUGAGCGUCACGGUCCGGGUUCAUAGAGACGGCCCGUUCGCCGGCGGCUCUCUGGUCUUCAAGAACGAAGACACCCCGGGCCACGAGAUUUACUGGAAGGCCGUCGAGCUGUUCUUCCAGUUCUUCCCCAACAUCACCGUCGACGGCAACACGGCUCAGUUCGUGCUCCUGAACGACACCCUCGACGCGCAGGCCAUCAACCUGCCCGGCCGGGACGUCGACGCGGUAUAUGCGCUCAUGAACCCGUACCUUCGCCAGCUCGACGACCUCGGCGUCAAGUACGUGUUCAAGACCACGUACUCGGACACGUACUACGAGCACUUCGACAACUACUACGGCCCGCUGCCCAACGGAGCCGAGCCGGUGACGACCAUCCUGUACGCGCGACUGGUGCCCAAGUGGGUGAUCAAGGACCCGGAGGCGAACCGCAAGCUCAUCGACGCGUACCGGUCGGUGGUGAAGGACGGCAAGUGGCUGCUGGGGUGCGGCGUGCUGAACCUCGAGGGCCUGCAGCACCCGGACAACGCGGUGCUGCCGGCGUGGCGCACGGCGCAGGCGGUGUGCAUCGCGAACGGGUUCUGGAACUUCCGGGCGCCGGUGGAGGAGAACGUGGCGCUGAAGCGGGAGCUGGCCGACAUCCACGCGCCGGCCAUGGACGCGGCCACGCCCGGCACCGGUAUCUACGUCAACGAGGUCGACCCCAUGUACAAGGGCAACUGGAAAGAGGACGGCUACGGCGCCAACUACGAGCGCCUCCUGCGCAUCAAGCACAAGUACGACCCGCACAACCUGCUCUACGGCCACUUCUCCGUCGGCGGUGACGAGUUCAGCAUCGACGGCAGCGGGCGCCUGUGCUACGAGGGCCCGCAGGACAGCGGCCACUUGUUCGGCGGCGAGGGCAGCCAGGUGGUUAUGGGCGAGCUAUAGGGAACACCGGUAGAGCGGGGUUUGGCUUGUCGUUCUGGUAGAAAAGAAAAAGCGAAUGUAAUACCUACUUUGAUUUCCCCAUCUCUCUCCAUAGCAAGACCCGGCGGCAAUACCCUCUCGUAAAGCCUUGGAGGGACGCGAACACUCUGUAAAUACGAUAGAGCGGGGCGCAGGCGGAUCUGCGUGUCCACGGCGAUCACUAAUUUCAAUAUUAAUCAAGAUUUUCCUGAGA
Molecule: messenger RNA, 2458 nt
Organism: Durotheca rogersii
Lineage: Eukaryota; Fungi; Ascomycota; Sordariomycetes; Xylariales; Xylariaceae
Product: putative FAD-dependent isoamyl alcohol oxidase
Exons: 3
Coding region: 403-2226 (607 amino acids)
Molecular function (GO): oxidoreductase activity; FAD binding
Source: RefSeq, a predicted model, not a curated record